This is a messenger RNA of Diospyros lotus (date-plum), 3423 nucleotides long. RefSeq lists its product as uncharacterized. The record is from RefSeq and is a predicted model, not a curated record. Lineage: Eukaryota; Viridiplantae; Streptophyta; Magnoliopsida; Ericales; Ebenaceae. The transcript is spliced from 4 exons. Bases 1 to 3423 code for a protein of 1140 amino acids.
AUGGCAAGAGGAAGGAAUGCACGAAGCUCUGACGCAAUCGCCAAUUUGCCUGAAAAUCAUCACGACCAACCCCGCGAUGAGCCACUUGUCAUGGGAUCCGUCGCCCCCGCGAUGGAAACCCUGGUUCCACUGGCUACCGGAAUCACUACCGGAAUGCCCCCACGGGCUCCGGCCCAACCUGUCACCCCAACCGUCGGGGUAGAGGCGGUUCAGUCCUGGCAGCAGCGUCAGGAGGCUCUGGAGAAUACUGUUAGGCAGCUCGCUGAUGCGGUCAGGGCCCUAGCCCGAGCCCAGCCGCAGAUGGUCCCGAGACAACCAGAGUCCAAGGAUGCGAACCUCCCGUCACGUCGCUCACCGGAGAGAGGAAGCAGGAGAUCGCAGCUCCAACGGUCUGUGGACCAGGACACCGCCGUUGAGGAGUUGCUCCAAAGGGUGCAAGAACUGGAGGCACGACAAGGAGUUCGUGGCCAAAAUAGUGGCUGCGGAGAACGGACGCCAUUCACAAAGGAAGAUGAACUCGAAACUCUCCCCAGGAGAUUCAAGGUUCCGAGCAUACCACAGUACAACGGAGAUAGCGACCCCUAUGACCACCUGGACGCAUUCAAUGUCCAGAUGGAUCGGCAGACCACCAGCUCGCUGGUGAAGUGCUGGUACAGAGCUCUAAGACGACAGCUCGCCCCGCCGUGCCACCUCGCCACGGUCUUCCAAAGGUCGGGCGAGUCCCUCAAAGAUUACAUCGCCAAGUUCCGGCGUGAGGUGAGUAACGUCGAAAGUCCCUCGGAUGAAAGUAUCCUGAUAGCCAUCUCGGCAGGUCUCAGGAAAGACGGGAAGCUCUACGAGAGCAUCUAUAAAUCCCCCGUUGUGGAUCUGGGAGAGUUCUAUGAACGAGCUGCAAAGGAGAUCUGGUGGGAAGAAGCGUUCGGUUCAAAGAAGCCUGCCGGACAUAGAGAGGAAGUUGGAAGCUCUAACCGAGACAGGAAAAGGAACGACGGGGAAAACGGAAAGGACAACCGAGGAGAGCGGUCUAACAAUCUGGUAGCCAAGCGAGCUCGGCGGGAAGAACAAGAGGACCGACCCCCGAGACAAGGCCGUUUCAACAACUAUACGGCCCUAUCAGAUUCUCAAGAAAGGAUCUUCGCCAUGGAAAGGAGAAGAGAGGAUUUUGGGAGGCCAAACCCGAUAAAAACUCCCAACAAGUUCAGAAAUAGGGAGAAAUUUUGUGCGUAUCACGACGAGGUGGGGCACGACACCUCUGAAUGUUACGCUUUGAAGGAUGCAAUUGAAGAACUGAUUCGAAGGGGCUGGCUGCGAGACUAUGUGGUGCGACCUGCAAAUCAGCCACCACAGCAGGCGAAUCAACAACGACCGCCCCCCGAGGAUGAGCGCGCACCAGCAGUUCGGACGAUCUAUACGAUCCACGGCGGUCCUCACCUCGCAGGCACAUCGAACAGGUCGCACGAAAGGUACGUACGCGAGGCUAAUCAUGUCCUAGUGGCAAGAUCUAGCGAGCAGAUGGGAUCAUCUAAGCGAGCCAGGAUGGCAGUGAAAGAAAUCACUUUCUCCAAGGAGGACGCCAGGGACAUACACUGGCUGCACAAUGACGCCCUCGUCAUUCGCGCUCACAUCGGCAACAUGGAGGUGCGAAGAAUAAUGGUGGACACCGGCAGCUCGGUGAACGUGAUGUAUAGGGCCUGUUUCGACCAGAUGGGACUCGGGCCCGAACAGUUGGGCCCAUCCCCAGAGCCACUUUUCGGGUUCACGGGAGACGUAGUCGUCCCCAUGGGACGAGUUAAGCUCCCAUUCACAAUUGGGGGCGAAGGUCGCGAAGCCACAGCGCUUGCGGAGUUUCUGAUCAUUGACUGCCCCUCAGCAUACAACGUCGUGCUCGGGAGGCCGGUGAUGAACGAGCUGGAUAUGGUCACCUCGACCAGAGCGCUGACCGUCAAGUUUCCAACCACCAACGGAACUGGAUGCGUGCGGGGAGAGCAGCACCUCGCAAGACGUUGCUACGAGGACGCGGUCAAGAUGGGGACCAGAGGAAAGAAAGUAAAUGUGGUCACAGAGGGAGCGCAGCGACCUUCAAGUCGGAGCGGGGUGAGUUACGACCUGGAUCCCAGAGAAGUGGAUUGCGACAAGGCCACCGGCCCGGUGGAAGAACUUGAAGAGAUCCCGAUCAGCGAGGUGGACGCUGAAAGAUGCCUGAAGCUCGGGAAGAAUCUGGCCCCCGAGGUAAAAUGCCAACUUAUUGAAUUCCUUAAGACUAACCUGGAUGUGUUUGCGUGGAAUCACGAAGACAUGGUGGGGAUAGCACCGGAGGUCAUGUCGCACAGACUCAACAUAGACCCCAGCUACAAGCCGGUGCGCCAGAAGAGGAGACCAAUGACUCCAGAACGCUACACCGCCCUUAAAGAGGAGGUGGAUAAGCUCCUGGCUAAUGGGUUUAUCAGAGAGGCUCACUACCCAGUCUGGGUAGCCAACCCAGUGUUGGUAAAAAAGAAGAACGGGAAGUGGAGGACCUGCGUCGACUUCACCAACUUAAAUAAAGCCUGCCCGAAGGACAGUUUCCCCCUCCCAAGAAUUGACCAGCUCGUGGAUGCAACAGCGGGGCUUCAGCUCCUCAGUUUCAUCGACGCCUACUCGGGAUACAACCAGAUCCCCAUGAAUCCUAACAAGGAGGAACACACGUCGUUUAUCACCGAUCGCGGGCUAUACUGUUAUAAGGUCAUGCCGUUCGGGUUGAAGAAUGCUGGAGCGACCUACCAGAGACUUGUGAACAUGAUGUUCGAAGCACAGAUUGGGAAAACAAUGGAGGUAUAUGUUGACGAUAUGCUGGUUAAGUCUGAGCAGGUCGCAGAUCAUGUUCGUAAUUUGGGAGAAACAUUUAAGAUCCUCAGGAGCUACAAUAUGAAGCUGAACCCACUAAAAUGUGCAUUUGGGGUGGUUUCCGGGAGGUUCUUGGGAUUCAUGGUCAACAGCAGAGGUAUCGAGGCCAAUCCAGAAAAAAUAAAGGCCCUUUUGGAUAUGAGGUCGCCUGUAAGAAUGAAGGACGUGCAGAGCCUAACCGGCCAGAAGCCAGACACAUCGGGCCGCUUGCUGAAAUGGGCAAUUGAGCUCGCUCAGUUCGACUUGGAAUACAAACCAAGAGUGGCAAUCAAGGGGCAGGCACUGGCGGAUUUUAUCACUGAAUUCACUGAAACGACCGGAGUAGAAGGAGAGACCUCGGAAGGACCGUCCUGGGAGUUGUACGUUGACGGGUCGUCGAGCGAGCAAGGAGCUGGGGCAGGAGUUAUGCUAAAAGCCCGGAGGGCCACAGAAUACUAUGCGCCCUGCGAUUCGAUUUCCGAGCUACCAAUAACGAGGCCGAGUACUAGGCGCUGCUCGCAGGGCUGCGCUUGGCAAAGGAGGUGCGAGCUGAAGCACUGA